AUGCGGUCCAUCCCGCCCCUCCGCGCUUUGAGUGAACCGCCAAAGGGAGAGACUGAGAGCAAAGCGGAGCUCUUCCUGCGCGAAGAGCUGGAACGCGAGGGAGUUUCGGUCGCGGAGGCCAUCGCCCCAGAUACUCCCGAAGAGAUCGUCGAGGCGCUCGAGGAGGAGGUGCAACGCCUGGAGGAGAAGGAACUUCGGCUGACGUCCGAACUCGACAGCGCCUACUCCUCGACAUUCUCCAGCCUGACAGUCGAGGUUGCGACCGGCGACGAUGAGAGUCGCGUGAUCUCGCGUAAGUUCCCCGAUAUCAACGAGGCGUCGUUCAAGGCACUCAGCGUCGAGGAGCCCGCGGUUACCAGUGCUCUUCUCAAGGCUGCCCAACAGGGUGACCAAUCUGUGUGGCUCGCAUUCCAACGAGACGCGCACAGGGCAAAGCUCCAGCGCGACAGAGUAUCCGCCGAGCGCAUCGCAGCCGAGGCUGAGCUCGCCGUUGCGAGACGCGGAGGAGGCGCGGUCGCCGCUGCCGCUGCUGCUGCCAAGGCCAAGGCUGAAGCGCUCCGAAGCUCCCUCGGCGACGACGGCUCCGGGCUCAACUCGACGAGCGACGCGAGGCGCAUCGUCCUCAUCUCCGGAUUUGAAUCGUUCAACGUCGGACUUUAUCGCAAGGCCGCGCGCAACCUCGCGAGGAGAUGCCCUAACGUCGAGCUCGUGGUCUUCAGCGACCGGGAUAUCGAAUCGGACAAGGAGGCUGUACAAGCUGCGCUGGACGGCGCCGACGUAUUUUUCGGCUCCCUUCUCUUCGAUUUCGACCAGGUGGAGUGGUUGCGUGAAGCUGUCGACAAGAUCCCGACGAAGUUCGUGUUUGAGUCGGCACUGGAGCUGAUGUCGACGACGUCUGUGGGAUCAUUUGAGAUGAAACCCGCGCCAGACGGAAAGAAAGCGGGACCGCCUCCCGCGGUGAAGGCGAUUCUCGCCAAAUUCGGCAGCGGCAAGGAGGAGGACAAGCUCGUCGGUUACCUGAGCUUCCUGAAGAUUGGACCCGCGCUCCUCAAGUUUGUGCCCGGAAGAAAGGCGAAGGAUCUCAGGAACUGGCUCACGGUGUACUCGUACUGGAACCAGGGAGGGAUGGAAAACGUGGAAGAGGCGUUCGCGUACGUCGCUCGGGAAUACCUCGGCGCCAGCGACUCUGUCGUCGGCGAAGAUUCGGAGACCGGAGGUGGACUGAUGGGCAUGCUCUCCGGCAAGAAAGGCCCAAAGCCGCCGAAGGAGACUCCUGCGCUGGGUUGCUACCACCCGGACAUAGAGGCAGUUGGCGCACCGUGGCCGACAUCUGUGGGCGAGUAUCUCGAAUGGUACGAGCGAGAAAAGGCGGGUACUUUGCCCGCUGACGCGCCCACCGUCGCGAUUCUGCUCUAUCGAAAGCACGUCAUCACCAAACAGCCGUAUCUCGCGGAUCUGGUUCGCGGCAUGGAAGAGAGCGGCGUGAAACCCGUGCCUGUAUUCAUCAACGGCGUCGAGGCGCACACCAUCGUGCGAGAUUUGCUCACCACGAAACAUGAGCAGGAGAGACGCAAGAUGGGAUACUUGGACAUCGACUCUCUCAAACCUGAGGCCGCUGUCGUCGAUGCGGUGGUCAGCACCGUGGGUUUCCCGCUCGUUGGCGGUCCCGCGGGAUCGAUGGAAGCCGGCCGACAGGCUGAGGUUGCACAGACGAUUCUCCGCGCCAAGAAUGUUCCAUACGUCGUCGCCGCUCCCCUUCUGAUUCAGGACAUCGCCAGUUGGACCCAGUCCGGCAUCGGAGGGCUGCAGUCCGUCAUCCUGUACGCAUUACCUGAGCUGGACGGUGCCGUCGACGCGAUACCGCUCGGAGGUCUCGUAAAGGACGACAUCUACCUGGCAAAAGAGCGCGUUUACGCCCUCGCUGAGAGGCUCAAGAAAUGGACAGGGCUGAGGCGCAAAUCAUCGAGUGAACGAAAAAUCGCGGUGAUGCUAUACGGUUUCCCUCCGGGAGUCGGCGCCACGGGCACCGCAGCGCUUCUGAAUGUGCCCAAGAGCCUCGAGCGCACGCUCCAGACCCUUCGAGACGAGGGCUACGAUCUCGGCGAUGGACCUCUGCCCAGCGGCGAGGCGCUCGUCGACGCGCUGAGGGUUCUCGAGGAUGGUCCGGUCAUCGCCGGCGGUCAGACCUCGGCGAACGCGGCGCUCGACAAACUCAAAGUGGAACUGGAGGACAAGAAUGCUCUACACGGCGUGAGCAUCGCGGGCGAGGACGUGUCCCCCGCGCGCCUGAAGAAGUGGCUUCGUUUCCCUGAUGAUUGGGGCCCCACGGAAUGGGGACCCAUGCCGUUCCUUCCAGCUUCGGACGUGCUGGUGCGCAACAUGGAGAACGCGUGGGGCCCGCUCGAGUCCUACAACGGCCUCGCGACCGUCCCCGGGAAAGGAUCUUUCGUCGCCGGACUGCAAAUCGGCAACGUGUUCAUCGGCGUCCAGCCUGCUCUCGGCGUCGAAGGGGAUCCCAUGCGUCUGCUCUUUGAGCGAGAUCUCACGCCGCAUCCGCAGUACGCCGCGUACUACAAGUGGCUUCAGAAGGAAGACGGGUUCGGCGCGGAUGCCGUGCUGCACAUGGGAAUGCACGGCACGGUGGAGUGGCUUCCGGGCUCGCCCCUCGGUAACAACGCCCUGAGCUGGAGCGACCAGCUCCUCGGAUCCAUGCCCAACGUGUACGUGUACGCCGCGAACAACCCCUCGGAGUCCAUCGUCGCCAAGCGCAGGGGCUACGGCACCAUCGUGAGCCACAACGUGCCGCCGUACGGGCGAGCGGGUCUCUACCGGCAGACCGCGGAGCUCAGGGGGCUGCUCACCGAGUACCGCGAGGACAAAGAGACCAACUUUGAGGCGCUCCGAGGGCCGAUAUUUGAUCUCAUCGCUUCCGCUGGUCUCGACGCCGAUUGUCCGUUCGUGGACGAGGUCUCCGGGCAGAAGAUACGAAUCACCUCGGAAACGAUUGAGAAUGGCGAAACAGAGGUUUCCGCUGGCGCAUUCGAGAAGUACGCCUCGGACCUGUACGCGUACCUCGGUGUGCUGGAGAACAGGCUUUUCAGCGAGGGACUCCACACCAUCGGUGCAGAGCCGACGGCGGAGGCUGCUGGCCAGUAUCUCGAGGCGUAUUUCGGUGAGAGGCUCUCUGAGGACGAGGUUCGCGCGGUCGCGUCGAUGCCCGCAGGUACGUCAUUGGAUGACGUCAGGGCGUCGCUGGAGCGCUCGUUUGAGAAGGAUGCGGCCGAGGAGGCGAAUGACGACCCCCUCGCGGAAGCCGUUGAGAUUCGCGAUUUGCUCAGGAAGAACACGGAGGAGCUCACGGGAGUCAUCCGGGCGUUGGGCGGCGAAUACGUACCUCCCGCGACCGGAGGGGAUCUUCUUCGCGACGGUCCCGGGGUGCUCCCCACCGGACGUAACAUCCACGCGCUCGACCCGUACAGGAUGCCGAGCCCCGCGGCGGCGGACAGGGGCGCCCGUGUCGCGCGCGCCAUCAUCGAGCAGCACCGCGCGGCUAACGACGGAGCCUACCCGGAGACGGUGAGCGUGAACCUGUGGGGUCUCGACGCCAUCAAGACCAAGGGAGAGAGCGUCGGAAUCGUCCUCGAGCUCGUCGGCGCGAGGAGCGUGAAGGAGGGAACCGGUCGCGUCGUGCGGUACGAGCUCAUCCCUCUCGAUGAGAUGGGCGGGAGACCCCGCGUCGACGUGCUGUGCAACAUGAGCGGGAUCUUCCGUGAUUCGUUUGCCAACGUCGUCGCGCUUCUGGACGAUCUGUUUGCGCGUGCCGCCGAUGCGGACGAGCCCGCCGAAAUGAACUUCAUCAAGAAGCACGCCGACGAAAUGCGCGCGGAUGACGCUUACGACAGCGGGUACUCGUCCCGCCUCUUCAGCAACCCACCGGGAGACUACGGCUCGAUGGUGAACGAACGCGUGGGUACCAGCGAGUGGGAGGAUUCGCGCGAGCUCGGAGACACGUGGGCGUCUAGGAACGCGUACUCGUACGGCAAAGGCGAUGAGCGCGGCAAAGCCAGGCCGGAGGUGCUCCAGAAACUCCUAAAGACAACGGAGCGAGUGGUGCAGGAGGUUGACUCGGUCGAGUAUGGUUUGACCGAUAUCCAGGAGUACUACGCAAACACCGGCGCGUUGGUCGCAGCCGCAAACGCCGCCAAGGAGGACGAUGCAAACGCUGGAAAACCAAUCAAGAAGGUGGCGUGCUCAAUCGUCGAGACUUUCGGUGACGACGUCGCGCCGAGGGACCUCGAGGAGACCCUUCGCAUGGAAUACCGGACCAAGCUGCUCAACCCUCGUUGGGCCGAGGCGAUGUCGCAGCAGGGCUCUGGCGGCGCUUACGAAAUAUCUCAGAGGAUGACAGCGCUCGUUGGAUGGGGAGCCACGUCGGGGUUCGCCGAGGAUUGGGUGUACGACGGGGCGCACGAGAGGUACGUCGAGGAUGAGGAGAUGCGCGAGAGGCUGCGAAAAGCCAACCCGCAGGCGUUCAGGAACGUCCUGAAGAGGAUGCUCGAGGCGGCGGGACGAGGCUUAUGGAACGCGGAUGAAAAGGUGCUGGAUGAGCUCAGGGCUUUGUACGCGGAGACGGAGGACGCCUUGGAAGGCGUCCAGACGCGGCGUUGAGAAACUGCUGAAGUACCUUUGUUAGUUUUUAAAAGCGAAAUCGCACAGUCACACGUCAUGUGUGU
Molecule: messenger RNA, 4733 nt
Organism: Micromonas commoda
Lineage: Eukaryota; Viridiplantae; Chlorophyta; Mamiellophyceae; Mamiellales; Mamiellaceae
Gene: CHLH2
Product: magnesium-chelatase subunit chlh-like protein chloroplast precursor
Exons: 1
Coding region: 1-4668 (1555 amino acids)
Biological process (GO): biosynthetic process
Molecular function (GO): magnesium chelatase activity
Source: RefSeq, a predicted model, not a curated record